GUACAAUUGGAGGAGUCGGGUACGAAACUGUCCUUUCGUCUCGCCUGUGAAGGGCAGUUAACAGCCUCGGCUUGAUUUAAAAUUACCCAUAAAAAAGAAAAAUUCCGGUCUAACCGUUAGAGGACGCGGGGGGGAAAGCAUUUUUCCGUGGAAGUGAUAUGUCUGGAAACAAAGAAAGUGACGGAGGAUGGAGGAAAUUUAUGUGGGAUUCAGAGAAGAGAGAGUUCCUGGGACGAACAGGGGGCAGUUGGUUUAAAAUCUUCCUGUUCUACGUGAUUUUCUAUGGAUGCUUGGCUGGGAUUUUCAUCGGGACCAUUCAGGCCAUGCUGCUGACUUUACAUGACUAUAAACCAACCUACCAGGACAGAGUUGCUCCACCAGGUCUGUCUCACACACCCCGCUCUGAAAAAUCAGAAAUCUCUUUCACAAUAAGCAAGGAGGAAACAUAUAAGAAGUAUGUGGAGAGCAUGGCGGCUUUUCUGACGCAAUAUGAUGAUGACAAGCAGGAGGAUGACAUGAAGUAUGAGGAUUGCGGAGGAACCCCCUUAUCCUACAUAGACCGUGGUAUGUUGGAUGAUAAGGAUUUGGGUACUAGGAAAAGCUGCCGUUUCAGUAGAAACUUGCUUGGAAGCUGUGACGGGAUAGCCGACCCCACUUUCGGUUUUAAGGAAGGGAAGCCGUGCCUUAUUGUGAAGCUCAACAGGAUUGUCAAUUACAGACCAAGGGCUCCCAAGAAUGAAUCACUUCCAGAGGAGCUGAAGGGCAGAUCCUUUGAUAACGUCAUCCCGAUUAGCUGCAAGAAUAAGAGGGAAGAAGACGAAGGCAAGAUCGCAGGGAUCAAGUACUAUGGCAUAGGGGGUGGUUUCCCUCUCCAGUACUACCCCUACUACGGCAAAAGGCUGCAUCCCCACUACCUGCAGCCUCUGGUGGCAAUCCAUUUCACCAACCUCACCAUGAACGAGGAGCUCCGCAUCGAGUGCAAAGUGUACGGCGAGAACAUCGACUACAACGAGAAGGACCGCUAUCAGGGACGCUUUGACGUUAAGUUCGUCAUUAACUCGUGACCCCAGACAGGAUGAGCGCACAAUAAACAUAGAGAGGUAUUCAAGAGUUCAGAUAAAACACCACUAGUCUUUGAACAUUCAUUAUUUACAGGACCUACACUUAAUCCGUGUGCUUUACACUAGCUUUUCCGUGUUUUCUGUCCAGAGUUAGAAUGUAAAAUACAAAAAAAAAGUAGCAAUAGCAAAUAUUUAUUCUACUGUAAAUGAAAAAAAAAAAUCCUCAAGCCAUGGGAUGUUCAUCAAUUACUGUAAAACUGCAGUUUCACUACUGAUGUGUAGCGACUUGUGUCUCUGUCCCCAUGGUGUUUGCUCCUCACGUGGUUUCUAUAUAUUUUUGAAGUGUCCAGAGUUUGUAGGCUAGUCCUGUCGUGAUCUCCUCCUGUCUUAUGUCUGCUUUAGUGGUCCAAGGUGUGUGUGUGUGUCGCUUGCUCGUGUCUGUGCAGGCGGUGUUAAUGUGAGUGCGCGGAGUGUUUGUCAAUGUGCUCAGACUAACCGAAAUACUAGCAUGGUACUCUGAACCUUUAAGGCCCCAGAUGUGAAUAGAUGACUGCGCUCCAUCAUUUUUUUUGUUGUCGUUUUGUUUUGAUGCCUUUCUUUAUUCAAGUUUGCUGUAGAAUAAUAUGUUUGUUUUUGUUCAGCUUCACAAUUAGAUAGAUUUAGAUGAGAUUUUCUCUUUGAUACUCUUAAAAUCCGCUCAUUCUUAAUUCAUUAGUGUAAAGCUUUGUGGGUCCAGCCUCAGAAGACUGUCACCUCCAUGGAAACCGUGGCAACUCAGUGCUUUGAAAUCUGUUUUGCUGGAGACGUCACGUUCCGUGAUGUAACUUACUAUUGAAUGUUUUAGCCAUUUUCGUAAUGGAAGAAUUUUAUAUUUAUGCAGUUGUACAUUUUUUUUUUCAACAUGUGAUGUUUAUGAAUC
Cyprinodon variegatus (sheepshead minnow) is the source of this 1980-nucleotide messenger RNA. RefSeq names its product ATPase, Na+/K+ transporting, beta 1 polypeptide (gene atp1b1a). The coding region runs from base 159 to 1064 and encodes 301 amino acids. Gene Ontology annotation, cellular component: sodium:potassium-exchanging ATPase complex. The record is from RefSeq and is a predicted model, not a curated record. NCBI's taxonomy places the organism in Eukaryota, Metazoa, Chordata, Actinopteri, Cyprinodontiformes, Cyprinodontidae. Gene Ontology annotation, molecular function: ATPase activator activity. Gene Ontology annotation, biological process: potassium ion import across plasma membrane; sodium ion export across plasma membrane; intracellular sodium ion homeostasis. The transcript has 6 exons.